GUCAACUGUUGCCUGCCUCUCGUUCUCGUUAGUUCCCCGUUGCCUUGAGUUUAGAGUGUAGCGAGCUCAACCAUUUGUCCGUAAACAUGUGCCUUAUAAUAUUACUCUUAACUUAAUCGUUUCUUGUUAAGAAGCGUUAUUCUAAUCGAUGUUGCAACGAUGAUCUUUUAAUUAAAGACAAUAUUUGUUCUGUUAUAAAACGACAACCCUACAAUCUUCUUAUUACAAUACAAACAACUGACAUCCGCAAGUAAUUUUUGAAUAAUAUGACUAUGUGAUGUGCCUUUGCGAAAUUUGAGUGCUUCAAGUGAUGAUGGAAACAUGAAUUUAUAAACAUUCGAAUUAUUACAAUAAGAACUCAAAAAAACAAGUACCACUGGACAACUUUCUUUCCGUGGUAGUUUUGUAAAAUGAAAAUUUUGAAUGCGGAAGUUGUUUGAAUAAUGUACAAUAAAGCGUGAGCGUGAUAUUUUCGAAUCCGAUCGACGGAUGUAUGUUGUAGAAGCGCGCGUGCUCGAAUUGCGGAAGUCCUCAUCUUCUCGGUCAUUAUUGUCUAGAAUUAAUAGAUAAUGCUCGACAGUCCGGAUGUUAUGUGACAAGUGCUAUGCCCGAGAAAGAGGCGGAUUUUCAAGCAGCCAUGUCUGCGGGUCUGCCGCUACAAUUUCCGUCGGCUUUUGCCGCUUUUCACGCACCUCUGCCCGUGGACCAAAGGACACACGAAGGAAGGUAUAUCUGGGAUCCGAGGAUGCAACCACCGGCCGCUGCGUUUCACCAUCCCUCUUCGUCAGGUGUAAGCGGUAACCCUGGCGGAGGCCUCCAGCUCCACGGUCGGGAGCUGCAUCCUGCUUACCGCCUGCCACCCCACAUGGAGUACCUGUACUCUCUACAACAUUCAGCAGCCGCAUCUCUUCACGGCAUUGGACUGCCACCAGAUUACAUAGGCGCAAGAGGUUUAACCGAACUACACCCUAAUUCAACUUUAACAAGUAGCGAAUUUCCGUAUAGCAUAGAAGGAUCACGUCUAAAUAGUCCACGACCAGGCAGUUUACGUCAAUCUCGUAAACGAGCAUUAUCAUCGUCGCCCUAUUCUGACUCUUUCGAUAUAAAUUCGAUGAUUCGUUUUUCUCCAAAUUCUUUGGCAUCAAUCGUAAAUGGAUCGAGAUCGUCAAGCGCGAGUGGUUCUUACGGUCAUUUAUCGGCCGGAGCCAUCAGUCCAGCCCUUAGUAGCAUGCAUCCCGGAAUGCACCUUCAACAACUCCAGGCACACCUCAUUCGCAGUGCUGGAUCAUUACUACCACUACCACCCGCACCAACUUCUCACCAUCCCAUGUAUUCCUUACCCCAUCAUCCACUUCACAGCAGCAGCAGCCUCGGACAGAAUAUUCCCAAGCCGGACGCGAUUCAUGACGGGCGAAAAAAAUCCGACACGAAUAACAUUCCUCAUUUGGAAACGGACAAAAAAACGAAAAUAAAAAAAGAACCCAUCGCAAAUGGAUUAACGGGGCAGUGCAUGCAAGGAUCAGAAGCUGGAGGUGAUCAAGCUGAUCUGCGAGAUGAACCGGGAGAUUUUAUUGAAACGAAUUGUCAUUGGAAAGACUGCGGUACGGAAUUUCCUACGCAAGAUGAUUUAGUAAAGCACAUCAAUAACGACCAUAUACACGCUAAUAAAAAGUCAUUUGUAUGUCGAUGGGAUGGGUGUUCCAGGGCUGAAAAACCGUUCAAAGCCCAGUACAUGUUGGUAGUUCAUAUGCGUAGACAUACGGGGGAAAAACCGCACAAGUGUACCUUCGAAGGUUGCUACAAGGCGUAUUCGAGAUUAGAAAACUUAAAAACCCACCUUAGGUCGCACACAGGUGAAAAACCGUACACUUGUGAAUAUCCCGGGUGUUCAAAGGCGUUUAGCAACGCUUCCGACCGAGCCAAACAUCAGAAUAGAACUCAUAGCAAUGAGAAACCGUAUGUCUGUAAGGCACCGGGUUGUACGAAAAGGUACACAGAUCCAAGUUCCCUGAGAAAACACGUUAAAACCGUACACGGAGCAGAAUUCUAUGCAAACAAGAAGCACAAAGGUAUUGACGGGCCUAACGACGAUGGUUCAGCAGGUUUGGAUUCGAGUCCGCGAAGCGAAGACAUGCAAAGCCAUAAGACAGCGAGUCUGAGCAGCCCAAGUAUCAAGUCGGAGUCUGACAUAAACUCACCAAGUCAGCAACAAGGCAGUCCCCUCGGUGUGAAUCAGGGAACAGGUGGAUGUCAAGAUGAAGGAAACGGUGAUGGAAUAUCGACCAUUCAAAGAACAGUUCCUAUCGAUGACCCAUCUUGGCCGUACGAUGCCGAAGAUCUCGAAAUUGAAGAUCUACCUGAAGUUCUACGAGCAAUGGUAGGCAUUGGAACCGACCGAGGCGGUGGAGUGACGAUAAACAACGGUCCAGCAACGCGUAACAGGGUGAAACCUCGACUACAAAUGAAGCCAUCGUCUAACUUAUCGAGCAUAUCGCGAAAAAAUGCCGGAAUUACUGAUCUGAACAGGAGAAUAACUGAUUUGAAAAUGGAAGGGGGAGUUACACCUGCACAAAGUAAAAUGCAAAUGACUGACAUACAACAGAGAUUACAACCGCUCGGAGGCGGAGGAACGCAAGUACAAUUAAGGAGAGACAGUAAUUCGACCGUGAGUUCGUGUUAUGGCAGUAUGAGAAGUGCCGAUAUGAGCAGGAAGAGCAGUCUUGCGUCACAAACAUCAAACAUGAGACCCGGCGUUGGCCCAAGUUCCGUUUACGAUCCAAUAUCAGCCGGAAGUUCGAGAAGAUCGAGUCAAUUAUCGACCGCGACAACUGGCGGUGUUUCGUUGCCACCACCCCCAUCAUCUCAUCUUCUCGCCGGACAAUUACAAAAAUUACAAACGCAAGGAUCACCUUCCGGUAAUAAUAACUUGGUUCUUCAGCCUCAAAAUGUUUCUCUCCAACAGAACGCAUUUCAACAAGCGUGGUUGUUUAACAAAUUACCCACAGAAGUUUCGCUUCCGAGUUCGUCGUCGGGGGUAGAUAAUAGACGUUUAUCCGAGCCCUGCCAUACCCUUACAGAUCGUAAAAGUCCGCCUCCUCGACCUGCAUCCGUUACAUUAUCUCCCCUUAAAGGUGCUGGUGCAUCGUCUGAAUUGCACCCCAAUCAAGCAGUCGUCCUGGACGAAGUGGGUGAAGGGGAAAUGGUUGAAAACAAACUGGUCAUCCCAGAUGAAAUGGUUCAUUAUUUGAAUCAAGUUGCCGACAACACUGACGGCAACGUUGCUUGCUGGACCAAUUCUCCUUCCAAAAAUUGUACGUUAAACAAUAACACUCAACAGAAACCUGUUAGUAGUUCUGCAGAAGUGCUGAAUCAGACUUCCAGUUUAAAUGUGGCUGUUCCCGGAAGUCCACAGUACAGUCAACUCGCUUCUCCUUAUCAACAGCAAACCAAUCAGGUUGUGUCAACGCUUUCGCCCAUGGUACAGUUAAAUCAACAGAUGCAGCUUAAAACAAACCAACAGGAUGGACACGUGAAUUUAAAUCAAGUUAUAAUGUCGCCUCCUUCCCAAAACUUCAGUCAGAUGGCCGUACCAUCUCAUAUGCAAAAUUCAGUAAUGUCCCCAGGUUCAAACGUUUCGCAAAUGGCCGCCUCUCCCCAAUCUACAGGCACCAUGAUCCAAAUGGUUCACUCACCAGCAUCCAAUAUCAACCACAUGACUCAUUCUCCAGUUGCACAUAACGUCGGUCACAUGAUGCAUUCAUCUUCAUCAAACAAUAUGAAUAGUCAAAUGAUGGUACCAUCUCCCACCACCAAUCACCAAAUGAUUAAUUCUCCACCUCCGAACGUUAUGAAUCAUAUUUCGAACGGAAAUCAAAUACUGCCCUCUUUACCGAGUAGGUGUAGUUCACAAGUAAGCCUAUCUGGUUUUCAAAAUCAGUCCGGCAUGAUGCAGAACGCCAUGGUACCUCAAAACUGUAAUGUUGUCAUGCAAAACCAAAACAGACAAGACUUGAUGGUGCAAAAUAUGAUGACAUCUACAAACAUGAUGCAAAAUCAAUGUUUUAACAACCAGUCCACAAAUCCACACAACAUUUGUCAUGCCCAACACAGAAACGCGUGGGACAGCAAUCUCAAAGUACAAAAUCUCAUGUGCCAGAAUCAAAAUAGUCCGAUGCAGCCGUAUCCUGGGAAUCAUAAUAUGUGCCAUUCCGGAAACGUAAACAUGAACUAUAGUAAUAGUAAUCAGUGUCCUCAGAUCCAAAGUAAUUACCUGUCUUCUAACGUUCCCAUGGGAUCAAAUAAUUUUUGCGGUAGUCAUAGUUACCAAAGUACAUGCACUCGAAACAAUUUCGCCGACGGUUGUAACAACAAUCAGUUGAAUAGUACCAACGGGUACAGUUGUAGGGGAAUGAAUUUUGGCUCUUCAGCACGACCUCACGGUUUAUCCUGCGUUCAAACUGUCAACGACCAACCCCUAAACGGUGCUAAUCCUCCGACACCUAACGACGUCCGAAUGACCAAAACUUGCAAUCAUUUCGACCAGAAUUGUUUCAAACCGCCUUACAACAAUAAUUGCAAUGGGAACGUUGUUGAUAUUGAAAAAAGUCAUGCAUGCUUAAACUGUAGUAACCAUUUCAGCUUGUACAACAGACGUCAAAAUAAUUGUGUUCAUCAGUGCACCGACAACGAAAUUCAGUGCAAGGACAUAAGUCAAUCACAAAUGUCGCCGGGAAUUCCCACCGGUGGUAAUAAUGCUAACAGUCAACCACAGUCAGUGCAGCAGGUGAAUAUGCAUCAGGAUGUCUAUCAACGAACUUUAGAGUACGUACAAAAUUGCCAGUCGUGGGUGAGUAACAGUGACAUGGUGAGCAGCACCACCACGCAGCCCCUUGCGAAAUGCGCUACCGACCCUCCGAGUUCCAACAUGGUUGUUAAUGAUAUGACCUCUUCAUUAAGUUCGUUACUUGAAGAAAAUCGUUAUCUUCAACUGAUACAAUGAAGGAGUAUUUUUAAGAAAAGCGAAUGUAUUUAUUUCUACUAAAACCGAUGAAACUCGUCGCAUUGGAAAAAGAAAUAUGACGUCCAGCCUCUAUUUAGACACUACGUAAGACGUAUUACGACUCUAUGGUUAUUACAUUUGGUCUAUGGAUUUUGUUGAUGACUCAUUUAGUUCAUUACAAAGGAAUCGCUGUGGUAGACGUUUUUUAGUUAAAUAUUUAAAUAAAAGUGUAUAUAUUCUAAAAAUUACAGUCAAGUGAGAGAAACAAAUGUGAUUGUAAGUACCAAGAAGGGGCUGUAUCAGAUCAUUAACACCAGAUAACGAAGACCAUCUUCCUUGGCGUACAUCAACAAACCAAAAGUCUUAGGGACUCUGAUGUUUACAUCUACAUUCCUCUAGCAAA
This is a messenger RNA of Agrilus planipennis (emerald ash borer), 5402 nucleotides long. Its product is annotated as transcriptional activator cubitus interruptus. The record is from RefSeq and is a predicted model, not a curated record. Gene Ontology annotation, cellular component: nucleus. The transcript has 14 exons. Gene Ontology annotation, molecular function: DNA-binding transcription factor activity, RNA polymerase II-specific; RNA polymerase II cis-regulatory region sequence-specific DNA binding. The coding region runs from base 605 to 4999 and encodes 1464 amino acids. Gene Ontology annotation, biological process: regulation of transcription by RNA polymerase II. Lineage: Eukaryota; Metazoa; Arthropoda; Insecta; Coleoptera; Buprestidae.